Polistes canadensis is the source of this 4253-nucleotide messenger RNA. RefSeq lists its product as uncharacterized. Bases 1546 to 3813 code for a protein of 755 amino acids. The transcript has 6 exons. The record is from RefSeq and is a predicted model, not a curated record. Lineage: Eukaryota; Metazoa; Arthropoda; Insecta; Hymenoptera; Vespidae.
UUUCGCUUCUCGAAAAAAAAACACACACACACACGCAUACACUUUUUCUUCUAUUUUCUAUUUUGUUCCCUCUUAAUACUUUUAUAUAACAACCCUUGCUGUUCUCUCUCGAAUUAUCUUUAAAUCGUUUAAGAUAAAAUAAAAUAAAAAAAAAAAAGAAAGGAGAAGAGAGGAACACGAUCGCAAAAAUAUCGAAUUUCAAUGAGAAAAUUCGAUGAUAUAAAUGGAAGGAGUAGAAGAAGGGUGGAGGAGAAGGGGCUUCAAGUGAUUCGAAAAAACUCGAAAUCGAAGUUACCUUACUGUCGUCUACGUUCGAUCCUUUUCACGAAAUAAAAAAAGAAUUGGAAAGAGGUAAAGAAAGAAGUGGGAAAAAGAUUUUGGUGAAAGAAGAAGAAGAAGAAAAAGAGGAAGAAGAAGCAGAAGAAGAAGGAGAAGAAGGAGAAGAGGAAGAGACGACACACGUUCGAAAGGGUCUCUCUUCUACGUAGAAGACACCGGGUGGAGGCGAGAACGCAAGAGGGAGAAAAACUUGGGUGAAAGAGAGGGGAGAAAGAGAAGCAGAAGAGAGAAAGAGAGAGAGAGAGAGAGAGAGAGAGAGAGAGAGAAAGAGUGAGAGAGUGAGAGAGGAGGAGUCAUCGUAGUAACACCGGCACCGUCUCCUCUCUCGUGGCUUCGUGCUUGUCUCGGAAUUAGUGAGUAGACAGAAUUAUGUCCGUGAGGAAGGCGGCACGACGUCUCAGUCGAGACCUACUGCUCGGCCGGUGCACACGACGCACAUAAAGAGAGAAAGAGAUCAUCCUGCAGAGGAAAUAGAAAAAGGAUAGGAAGAAAAGGGAAGGUAGAAGAGGAACAAAAGGAAGAGAGAGAGAGAGAGAGAGACAAAAAAAAAGGGGAAACUCUUUUUGGCAAUAUUCCCUAACUCGUAGGAACAUCGCGAGAGUCUCUUUGCCUUUUUAAUUGGGGUUUGGUUCUUUUUUUUUUCUACCUUGUUUUUUUUCUUUUUUUUUUCUUUCCUUCUUUUCGGUUGUUUUAUCUUUUCCAUACGCGACACAGAAACUUUUUGCUAAAGUUCGAGACGAAUGAACUAAAAUAAGAGUGAAAAUAAAUAGAAAAGCAACGCGACUUCGAAUUGUCGACCUGUGGACCUACUACUACUACUACUACUACUACUACUACUACUACUACUACUACUAUCAUACGACAUCAGUUUUGCUAACCGUUUGCGUACCAGAACAACGAGUGUUUUACUCUUUCACCUGGUGCUGACAAAGUUCUAAAUACGCGCGCGCGCGUGCGCCCGCGCUUUUCAUCUACACCACGCGCAUGCACUUACGCACACUUUCGAUCGAGAUCGAUUAAAAAUACUCUUCUAAAUUUAAGAGUAAUCAGAGAGAGAGAGAGAGAGAGAGAGAGAGAAAAAGUUAUAAAUAGAGAGGAUGCUCUUUGAAUCAUUGCCGAGUUGUUGACGAGAUAGGUACACUACUACGUCUAUCUAAUUUGAGAUUUUGCAAAUAAUUCAAGAGAUUUAGUUAAUAUUUGGUAAAGAUGAUAUCGAAGUGGAUAAUCGUUUUGUUAUUGGUGAUGAAUAUCGUUGUAAGUGGUUGGUCCCAUGGGAAUCCGCAUCAUCAUAUUCGUCGUCAUAUAUCUAAUAUCAAUAGCAAUAAUAAAGAUCAUUCCAAUGAACAAAUGACCGAUCGUUUUUAUACGAAUAAGGAUAAUGAAUCAACGGGUGGUGUCGGUGAAAAGGCCAGAGAAAUAAUGAAAGCCGGAGAAGGCAAAGUUUCCGUACCGUUUAAACAAAGUAAACUUGAGAAAAUGUUGGAAAAAGCAAUAAUAAAGAUAAUCAUGGGUAAUCUUACUAACGCCGAUCUGAAUUUGUUGAAAAGUAUGAAUUACAGUUGGAGUGAGAUUUCAGCGAUUCGCACCAACGAGCUCGCUAAACAAAAGGAAGAGAAAAAACGGGAGGAAAUGAUGAAAUUGGAAAAAAUUAAAUCGAAGGGGAAACAUUUCGAUAAGAAAAAAAGGGAAAAAUUGGAUGAACAAUCGACCGGCAACGAGGAUUUCGAUUUUGAUGCUUUCAAUCGACAAGCUGUGCUUGAUUACGAAAAUCUUCCCGCGGAAUUGGAUCUUCAACAGACUCGGGCCUAUCCUGGUAACAACGAUUACGAUGACAACAGCGACGAUGGUAACAAUUCCCCGUCUGACGAUUUUCAUCGUAGUUUUGACAAGGCAAUGGAACCGCACGUGGUAUUCAAGAUACGUUACGACGAUUCCGAAUUCGAUUCUUCCAGUUCCGAGGAAAAAUCAAAGAUAAUUCGAAAAUUGCCGGGUGAUCGUAACUUUCCCAACACGAAAGAAAAUUCAUUUACAAACACUGCUAAUUCCUUUCCCUAUUUUACCUCCGGUCCUCCUCUUCCACCUUCUCCUCCUUCCUCUUUAUCUUCUUCAUUAUCACCUUCUUCCUCUACUUCUUUGUCCAUGUUAUCUCAGGCUCGUAUAAUCAAUGAUCAAUUACACAAAUUCAACGGAAGAAAAUUAAGUUCCUCGGAAAAGCCGAAACGUUUCGAUACGAUCAAUCACGUGGAAGUACGAGAAACUCAUUCGGACGAUUCCGUCGACCUGAAAGAUGUUAAUUUAUCGAAAAAUUCUGCUGACAACGUCGAUGAUAACGUCACCAACGAUCCACAAUUAAAACAAGAAGAUUCUACUGGCAAAAAAAUCAACGACGACGGGGUAUCGGGUGCUUCGAAAUCUUCGGUCAAACGUAUCAGCGAAUACGAAGGUUUGGAAUGGGUCGAAGACGAUGUUUAUCGAGUGAUACCAUCGUUGGCGAAUACUCUUGCAGAUUACCCGAACGUAGAAAACAACGAAUCGUCGUUGAAUUACGACGAUGAAAUUCUUUCUUAUUACAUACAAAAUACAACCCGUUGCAAGGAAAAUGAAAACGACAAGGACACAGCCGAAUAUCAAAAUGACAAUUCUGAAGCAACCAAACUCAUAAUGGCUAACACCAAUUCAACGCCGGUGGACAAUCAAUCGUUUGGGUCUUAUCAGCAGAUGCUUCAAGCUCAUCGAAAAGAAGGAAACCUAACAUCAACCUUCGACAGUCAAGGACAGAAAGCGAUCGAAGAUAUAAAAUCAAGAGUAUUGGCACUAACGGGAAGAUUCAAUUUAAGUUCGAACGCGAAUAAGGUUCAACGUGAAAAACUGACAAUGUUCUCGCCUACUUGUCAAAUACCGCGUAAUACGGAUCAGGAAGCUUGGUCGGAUCCGUUCUUGAUGAACAUGCACUUUCGAUUGAAUCUGACGUGGGGGGAGCACGUGAUCGCUGCGAAAUUGAGGAUCUACAAAUUGCCGCAGGACAAUGUUACGUUUUCGUCAACGAGUGAUAGCAACGUGAACGAAUCAGAAGAGGAAGAUGAAAAGAGGAUCAGAAUAUCGGUCUAUCAUUACGCGAAAUCCUUGAAAAAACAUCGAGUAGCAAGGAAACGUUUGAUGGAUUCCGUGGUGACUCCAUUAACGAACGUUGGUACUCAUUUGGCACUAGACGUACGACAGGGGCUUAAAUUUUGGAGAGUAAACCCAAGAAAUUCACAUGGUAACCUUACCAAUCACGGUCUGGUAAUUCAGGUGGAAGAUCAGGACGGUAAACCGCUCAAACCGGCCCUUUACAUUCAGGAGCCGUCUUGCCCGGACGGCAACGACGAUCAGAAGGCAUGCGACCACUUACCUGCACUUUUCGUCCGAGCCUGUACUCGUUACGUUCGCGUCGUAAACGGCGAAACGGUCACGUAUAUGAAUUGCAGGCACUAAAGGUGCCAGCGAGUAGAGUCAGGGUUGAUGAUCGCGAUGGUUCAAGAAGAAAAGAAGGAAGAAGAAGAAGAAAAAGAGGAGGAGAAGAAGAAGAAGGAGCAGAAGAAAAUGAGACAACGAAAAAAAAAAAUAGAGUUAAAACAAACGUUUACACUGUGUAAAUGUUACGCAGAUGUAAAUUCUCAACUGCAUACACUAACGCCACCCCUCCCCCACGUCCAUCCCUCACACACACACACACACACACACAUUUCAUAUUUUUGUAAAUGGUUGAACUUUCGAUUUAGGGUAUUACACAUAUAUAUUUUUUGAUACCAGUUUAGAGUUCGAAAGGGAUCGUAUGAGACUGACGUGCCUACGUAGCGAUUAAGUUUUAUGGGAGAGAUAAAAAAAUCAGGAUAUAAACAUAGAACAACGAAAAAAAAAAAAAAACAAGAAGG